CAACCAUCAAUGUCGGUAUAGUUGAUCGCUUGAUUUCCCAAGGUGUUGAGAGAAUCGGUCGUCUAUCGCCAUGUCAUCUCAAUACUCCACUGAGCUCUGCAAAGUCUUCGUGGAGGAGUACUUUGGAUCCGUCGCAUCGAAAGUCAUCACUGUUCUUCUUGACUACGGCCGACUCAACUUGCAGCAGAUUGCGCAGCACACAAAGUACACGCCCAAGCAAGUCUCGCAAUGUCUUGUCGCACUCAUUCAGCACCACCUCGUUUUGCACGCGACAGAAUCAUUGGGUACCCGGGAUACAACAUGGUAUGAGCCUGUAUGGGAGGAGGCAUAUAGAUUGGCGCGUUGGGGAACCGAGCUUUUUAUUGCGAAGGAAGUUCUGAGCAAUGAAAGUGCGACAAUCAUGAAGUUCAUUUUGAUGAACGGGCGUAUCAAGGGACAGUACAUCUAUGAUACAUUCGCGGGAGAGGACAAGAAGAAGCUACAGACAUUACAGGCGUCAUUGACGAUGUUGGUGCGACAGAAGUUCUUGAUGAAAGUACGCGACGUUCACAUGACCCCGCUUGCGGAUCGGAGGAACAAGAUGUACGCGGCCAAAAUCAAAGGGAGGUCGGAAGCGGAUCCGAAGGAUGUCAAACAAUGGAACGUUGAGGUGGAUAGACAGCUGAAGGACUCGGAAGAGAUGGAUAACUCACCAACUGCUGGGUUGGUGCAAGCAGCAAAAGGGCCAAGCAGUUUGCUGAAGCGUGCAAAGUCUGCUGGUGAUAAUCUCACCGCCGAUCCUCAGGCUUUCUUCAAGGUUAACCAUGAUAAAUUCGUCAUCAUCAUGCGCAGUCAGGCAAUAUGUAACUUAGCCAAACGACGCACGGGUGAGAUCACUGGCAAGGUCUACGAAUACUUCCUGAAACAACUGGAGCCUGAGAUGCUAAGUGUCAAACAAGAUAUGUCUGCAAAAACGAUUACCGCUGCCACGUUGGCACGUUCUGUGCCGAAAGAUAUGGACCUGAUGUCCGUGCUAGCAAAACCACAACAAGAAGGGCCUAGAGGGAAGAAACGUCGACUGCGGGAUGACGACGACGAUGAAGAUGGUUCACCGGGUCCUAAGAAGGAAGAGGACGAAGAUGAAGAUGAAGACAUGGACGAUGAAGAUGAGGAUGAAGAUGAAGACGAAGAUGAAGAUGAAGAAAUGGGUGAAGGUGGUGUGUCUUCCGCACAGCGUGCUAGUCAAGUUGCCAUGCAUCUUGAGAUCCUUUGUCAGGAUUCUAUGAGCUUCUUGAAAAGGGUCUCGAACAAAAAUCAGGGAGAAUACGCGGUCGACUUUGCUGUUGUCACUGAGAGACUAAAGCAGUUCGAGUUUGAGCAAAUUGUCAGCGACAAAUAUAGUGAGCAUGCAGUCCGGAUAGUGAGGAUCCUGAAGGACAAGGGUAAGGUUGAUGAGAAGCAGAUGAGUGCACUCUCGCUGAGAAAAUCCGCGCAAGUACGCGAUCUGUCAGCGGAACUGCAUCGUGCUGGUAUUAUUGAUCUGCAAGAAAUUCCCAAGACCGCAGAUCGAGCACCCAGGGCGACCAUCUUUCUGUGGUUCUUCCGCCCUGAUCGCGCUCGAUCGCUGGUGCUUGAUGAUAUUUACAAGGCUAUCACACGUGCGCAACAACGCAUAGGUCAUGAGAAGAAGCGCAGAGCAAGGCUGAUUACGAAGGCCGAAAUCCAAAGACAGGGCGGUGCAGCUCUGACUGACAGGGAAAACAAGGAGAUCCAGAGGAUGAAUGCUAUUCAGGAGAAGUUAGCAGUGCAGAUCAUGAGGAUGGACAGAUUGGCGAUGAUCUUUCAGCUUCCGGCCACGCAUUAA
Messenger RNA from Saitoella complicata NRRL Y-17804, 1843 nucleotides. RefSeq lists its product as uncharacterized. Gene Ontology annotation, cellular component: RNA polymerase III complex. Gene Ontology annotation, molecular function: single-stranded DNA binding. The transcript has 3 exons. The coding region runs from base 71 to 1843 and encodes 590 amino acids. The record is from RefSeq and is a predicted model, not a curated record. Gene Ontology annotation, biological process: DNA-templated transcription. NCBI's taxonomy places the organism in Eukaryota, Fungi, Ascomycota, Saitoellomycetes, Saitoellales, Saitoellaceae.